This is a messenger RNA of Microdochium trichocladiopsis, 1545 nucleotides long. RefSeq lists its product as uncharacterized. NCBI's taxonomy places the organism in Eukaryota, Fungi, Ascomycota, Sordariomycetes, Xylariales, Microdochiaceae. The record is from RefSeq and is a predicted model, not a curated record. The transcript has 4 exons. Bases 1 to 1443 code for a protein of 480 amino acids.
AUGCAGCAGAAUAAGCAACAACCUGUUCGAAGCUUUAACCCUUUUACCCACGCAGAAAGCUUCCGACCACUUACUGCUCAUGAUGACGUCGACAAUGCGGGGACCAAUCUUACCACCCUUUCCGGGGAAUCACAUAAGCGCUUUGUGAUGGUCACGACAUUACUUUCGUUGAUCGAUCCGGUUCGAGGAGAACCCACGACACACAGCCUUGACAGGCACGCUCAUGAUGAUUUGUGGAAACCUGAACAGCUUCAAAAAAAGUUCCUCGACUCAUUCGCCCUCAUAGCCUCCACUUCACGCGUUGGUGGCGAAACUGCCUCGGCGGUCUGUCUCGAGCAAGGCCACCCAGGAGGUACUGUCCUUCGACUUGCAAGCAAUCAAGGAGUCAAAGGAGACACUCUUGAAAUGCUGCAAGAGGUCUUGAAUGCCCUGAAUUCGGUCGCUUCUAGAGGUAUCAUGCUCAAAAGAAGUGCUGGUAGUGUACAACAUGAGCUCAUGGCCAAAAUUACAGUCUUGACGAAAGACAAGAUCCUGUCAAUUCUGGAGCGGUUGAAUCGUCCAGCUACACAUGAAGACAUCCAGAAUGCUACGGUCAAAUUGAAGUCUGGCAACUCGAUCUCGCAGUAUUCCGAAGAAUUCUGCACAUGGGUGCACGGGCUUCCUUCGGUGGCAUCCUCACCUCCUGAAGUAACGUCUGACGUCCUCAUAAGCAAUAUCGAAUGGGCUUCCCAGGCGAAGUGGGUUUAUCCGGAUGAAAUCGAAGCUUUACUGAGCUCGGAUGAAGGAGAGUUGCCUUUGUGGCUAAAACAUAUAUAUAAGCUCGGACGUUACUAUGCAGCGGCCAAGGCGAUGCUUAAGAUUGCUGUCAAGCAACCGAGAAUCUUCGACAAUAUCCACGUCGAAGCUGUACCGAACCCACCGCAGGAAGACUUUUCACUGGAAAACGGAUCGCGACCGCUGUUGACUGUUCUGAUCCAGAAGGCCUUCGGGACAGAAGUCUGGCUCACUCAUGAUCCCGAAGCCAGAUUACGGCGAGCAUGCAGGAUGACUUUAACCGUACAUGCCGAAAUGCAGCUCUUGAGCUUCUACGAUCAUAAUCCCGAACGCACACCGCGACUACUGUUCAUGGGCACCAGCAAGAAGGCAUGUUAUCUAUGUUACGAGUUCAUGUCCCGCCAACCUCUCGCGAUCGGAGUGUCGGCAAGCCAUCAAAAACUGUACCGAGGCUGGACGCUGGCCCCCCUGUUCUUCCAGCGUCAGGAAAAAGCACAAAGUUCUCCUAUGGGAAUUCAGCCGAUAUCUGGAACAAACGACGGCGCGCGAUCUCGAGACUCGAUUGGGCACACGACGACCGACCCGCCGGUCGAAGACAUACCAAGACCUACGUCGCCUUCGUCAUCAAAUGGCGCCUGGGACAUGCGAUCAUUGACUGAAUAUCUGUAAGAGCGGCGUUACUUGUGACCUCAAGCAGUUGGCAUCACAAACGAGUUUAUCCAUGAGAGACCAUUAUUUCAGACUGAACAAUGAGAACAAACGUUGAGCUAG